GUCACAAACAAACAAUUCACAAAAUUUACAAAUUUAUCUUUUUAAUAUUUUUUUAGAAAUAAGAUACACUCAAAUAAUAAAGAAUAUUUCAUUUUAAAAUUAACAGUGGCAAAGUAUUAUGACUCUUAUCACUUUCGGCAUCAAAUUUGAAGAACCGAAUGAGCUCUCCAGCUCGCACAAAAACCAUGGCAUCUCUCAUACAAAUUCCUCUCAAUUUCUUGGAGUGUAACGCCCCACACAUUUCCUUAAUCCGAAAACCCAACAGCUUCAUCAAUGGCCUUAAAUCUUUGAAAGGCAGCAACUUUCCCACCCUUUCAAGAUUAAAGGCUGCUCCUUUUGCAGAUGGGUUGGCUAUCUUGGAGGUUAGAAGGGGUAAAAUUGGGCAAUUCUUAAAGAAAGAGAGUUGGAAAGAGAAGAAGAGAGUUGUUUUGGUCAGAUUCAAUGGUCUUCCUAGUGGCGGCAGGGGCGGCAGCGGGGGAGGAGGAGGAGGAAUAGAUGAUGAAAAUAGGACUGUGGGUGUGUUGACAAAUCUUGCUUUGGCUAUUGUGCUGGCUUACCUUACCCUCACUGGAAAGCUUGGUUGGAUCUUGGAUGCAAUUCUUUCUAUUUGGAUCCUUGCAGGGCUUCUCCCAAUAAUAGGCAUAGUGGCUUUCAUUUGGUGGGCAAGUCGUGAAAUUCUUCAAGGAACUUGCCCGAAUUGCGGAAGUGAUGUUCAAGUUUUCAAAUCAGCGCUAGACGAAGAUGACAGGUCGCUAUGCCCUUCUUGUAGCCAACCAUUUUCAGUUGUUGGCGACGCAUUUGUAAAGGACCCUUUGAAUUUCUCCAAUCAGCCAACAUCAUUUGGCCAAGCAACCAACGACUUCACUUCACGUUCCAAGAAAGGCAAAAAAUCCUCCGCUGUCAUUGUUGACGUGGAAGCGGAAGUUAAAGAUGCAGAGUGAGUAGUGAACCAUUUGACUCGAGUGUACGUGUUAAUGCAUCUAACAUAUAAAGAUUCCGACGGGCGUAUUGAUGGAGGAGUUGGAGCAUGUAUGAUACGUAUGUUGCACAUAUUUUUCAAACAAGUGCCAUUUCUUCUCCCCGAAACGUCCAUGUUAGGGUAUAUACGGACAUUCUGAUACCCAAAAUUCUUUGUAAAAUCUGAAAAAAAAGGGUGCUUCCCGUUCUCGAUCUUGUCCCCGCAUGAGUCUCUGUCAUGUUUCAGUGCAGCUUAGCAUGAUACCCAAGUUUUAAUCACAUGAACAUUUUGUAUGAUUGUAUCACUCCAUGACAUUAGCCCUCUAUGUCAUCCUA
Cuscuta campestris is the source of this 1293-nucleotide messenger RNA. The record is from the annotation of a GenBank genome assembly. NCBI's taxonomy places the organism in Eukaryota, Viridiplantae, Streptophyta, Magnoliopsida, Solanales, Convolvulaceae.